This is a messenger RNA of Ruditapes philippinarum (Manila clam), 712 nucleotides long. RefSeq names its product visual pigment-like receptor peropsin. The record is from RefSeq and is a predicted model, not a curated record. The transcript has a single exon. NCBI's taxonomy places the organism in Eukaryota, Metazoa, Mollusca, Bivalvia, Venerida, Veneridae. Gene Ontology annotation, molecular function: G protein-coupled receptor activity. The annotation marks the transcript as partial. Gene Ontology annotation, biological process: G protein-coupled receptor signaling pathway; visual perception. Gene Ontology annotation, cellular component: photoreceptor outer segment; membrane.
AUGAGUUCCAAUACUCUCUCUCAGAGUUUAUACAAUUAUAGUGAUCUGGAAAUAACAUCCACUGCAGAGAAUAAUAGCUUAGUUGUAAACGCCAGCUUCGCAGUGGCAGACGUUGUUGUUUUUGAAACAUAUAGUUAUUAUAUAAUAGGUUCUUUAAUGACCACGAUCAUGGUAAUAGGGUUUUCUACGAACCUUGCAAUUCUUUACACGUAUGCAACAAACAGGAAAAUUCGUACAGUUGAUAACACCUUAAUUAUCGGCCUGGCAUUGAGUGAUAUUGGACAGGCUAUUCUCGGUAUACCGUUCGUUGCCGUUUCUAGUUUUAGCAAGCAUUGGAUAUUUGGUCAUUUUCUUUGUCAGUAUUAUGCGUUUAUAACGACUUCUUUUGGAAUUGCUCAAAUUGCCAUGUUAACUGUGAUAGCCAUGGAGAGGUAUUUUGUUAUUGUGCGACAUGAUAGACGACUAACGAACACUCCAUGCAGAUGUGUGAUAAUGAUUUUGGGAUGUUUUAUGUACGGGUCAUCUUGGGCAACUGGACCUUUGGUUGGAUGGUCCGGGUAUAAAGAGGAGGAAAUAGGAAUAGCGUGUUGUGUAAAAUGGGAAAUAAAAGACAGUAUUGCACUGUCUUACACAAUAAGCCUGUGUACAUUUGGAUGGUUUAUACCCUUAUUUUUGAUCGGUUUCGGAUAUAUAAGCAUUGCUUGCUCAGUAU